Molecule: messenger RNA, 1750 nt
Organism: Paramisgurnus dabryanus
Lineage: Eukaryota; Metazoa; Chordata; Actinopteri; Cypriniformes; Cobitidae
Product: protein FAM107B
Biological process (GO): regulation of actin cytoskeleton organization; actin filament polymerization; actin filament bundle assembly
Cellular component (GO): stress fiber; neuron projection; synapse
Source: RefSeq, a predicted model, not a curated record
UUGACAGGUGAAGUGGUACCUGUCUCAGGUGUCUGUUGUGUGCGUGCGCGCGCGUGCGUGUGUGGUAAAUAGGAUAGCUCAUAGUGACUGCAGCUCAGAGGAGAGCUCGCUCAUGGAGCCGUGACACACUUUGGUUUCCCAGCAUGCAGCAGGAGCUUUGGCUGAGGGCCCUUCUUCAUAUCUGUGUGUGCGAUGAGAUCAGCCACGGCACAAACACUGAUAAAACCAACCGAACAAGAGCUGAAAAAUGCCUUAUCCAAUAGUGCCUUCAGUGGCCACAACCACGUCUCCGACUCAACCAGACCAGAACAGUCUAGAACGAAACCAUCCGAAGACACAUGCAAUAGUGUUUCUUUGCAUCAUCAUGGCCAUAAUCGAGAAAAUGCAGAUAACGCAGAUGUUGUCGAUGGCCCCUGGAACCUCCACAACCCAGUGAAAGCUUCAAGGAGCCACCAAGAACUUCACAAAGAGCUGCUGCUGGCACACAAAAAUGGGUUGGUGGUGUGCUGUAAACCGGAGCUUCAGAUGGUUCUGGAAAGGAGAAAGAGAGAGCAGAGCCAAAAGGAGGAGGGAGAGCAAAACAGGAGCCCGCUGGAGCAAGUCCUCCUCAAACGCCAGCAGAAACAUCAGGAGAUGAUGAAGGAGAAGGAGGAGGAGCAGAAGUUACAUGAGGAGGUUCAGCUCUUGGAGUUUGUACGAGUAAGACAGAACCUGAAGAAAGUUCAUUCUGCUCUACACAGGAACAUUCACUCCUGAAUGUCUUCAGCACAAGCUGAAUUAUUCAUUUGGCCAUGCAGAUUUAUUUUGAAAUAAUGUACACAGUGUUUGCAUUAAAUCUGACUGUUUGAUUCAUUUUUAAUCUGUUACAUUUCACAGUUCUGAUCUUUUUUCAAAUACCAUAGUUACUACAAUUAGUAAUAGACCAUACUACUAUAAAAUCAUAUGUAUCACAGAGUCUAUAGUAUACUUGAACAAUGUAAAAUUGUUUUUAUUGUUGAAACCUAUUACAAAACUACUGUGACAGAAUUAUGAUACAGUGGUGGCAUGGCAACACUACAGUAAAGACUAAACUGUAAAGAGUAAAAGUUGGAUCAACUAAAAAAAAAAAUACUUAAAUUGGUAACACCUAAAAUGUAAGUUUUUUUUUUACAUAAUUUUUUCACUUUUAAGGGAAAAAUUUAAAGAGCACCUAUGGUUAGAUUCACAUUUUUACAUUUCCUUUGGUGUGUAAGUGUGUAUUAGUACAUGUUACCGAUGUGCAAAAGGUACAAACCCCAAAGUAAAUGAAGACGCAAGUUAUUUUCUCCAACGUAAGUUAUUUUCUCCAACGUAAAUCUCUUUUCUUGGACUACAACAAACACACGGAUUGUAUGCAACAGUCUAUCUCCUGGGAUUGGUGAUGUAGACAAGACCGACAUUAUCAUAAUUCCUCCCACUUCGGACUCACAGCCUGUAAGUUAACUCCUGUCAGCAUUGCAUUGUGAGCGAAUCUUUCAAACAUGGUAAGGAGCGUCACAUUUCCGGCUGACGUCAGAGGUAUUCCGGCCAAUCACAACGUAACAGAUUAGCUGGCCAAUCAAGGACACAAAUCUAUGCGUUCUAUGAAGAGAGUGAAAUCUGCAGCUACAAAAAUAUACAGUAUGUGGAAAAUAAUGUGUUUUUUAAAACCAUAAACCACACGAAAACACAUUGUAUUAUACCAAAUACACAAAAUAACAUUUUAAAAUAUAAAAUAGCUGCCCUUUAAGUU